AUGUUCAAAGGCAUUUUGCCCUCAAAAAGGGACCCUACAGCAGAGUUCACAGUCCUCACAACCCUCGCGAAUGUCCCACAGAACAAGGAGAACGUUCCCUACGGUGCUCUGGCUCCCCAGGGCACGAAACGAGGUCCCGCUGGCCUGAUCCCCAAGAAGAAGCGUUCAGCCUCAAAGAAGCCUAAGGAGAGCCCAGUAGAGCCUCCAGAGACGGACGAGGCAUUUGACAAGCUCCUGGACGAGCUCCAGAUCCCACCUUCAUUAAGACCAAAACUGCUCGGAAUGGACUCGACAGUCAAGGCAGAAAUGAUCAAAUCGUCGCAGGUCUUGACCCUGAACCCACCACCCAGCGCUCCGGCCCAGGCUCCGCCGUCGACACCACCCAGGAGUACCGGGUUGAGACGUGUCCAUAGCACGGAAUCACUCGCAUCGCCUCGACCACCUUUCAUGAACGAAGGUGCAUACGGAAGCCACACCCCAAAGACCUCAGGCUACGUUUCAACCCACAAUUCGCCUUAUGCCGCUCCACGGCCGCGACAAGCGAGCGGCCACACCAGGGGCGCCUCCCUCUUCUUCUCCAAGAGCCAGGGCAACCUCGCCGCCAACCUCGCUUCGAUGUCAAGUCUCGAUCUCACCUCGCUCGGAAAACCCGCCAAGGACAAGAGCGGAACUGUGAAGAACUUGUCCCCUAUGCGAUUCUGCAGUAUGCUUCAGGGCCAAUCAAGCCUUCAAAUUGACGUGGAAGACAUCAAGAAACUCCGCCUCAUGCUUAGAAAUGAAUCGGCCAGCUGGACUGAGGAAUUCUGUACUCUUGGCGGUUAUUCUGCUCUCCUGACGAGGUUGAACGAAGUUCUCGAGGUCGAGUGGAGAGAGGAACAACACGACGACAAGGUGCUUCACGAGCUGCUGCGUUGCUUCAAGGCACUGUCCACAUCUUCCAUCGGUUGCUUCGCUCUCCGGAGUUCGUGCCCAACUCCCUGGACGCAGUUGGCCUCUUUACUUUAUUCCGACAAGAAGCCGGGUGAAGUUGCUACUCGACAACUCAUCAUUGACCUGUUCUUGAUCCUCUUCGAAUUGUAUCCGCCCUCUGCUUUGCCUUCACAUUCAUCCCAUACGCGACAAGCAUCCUCACUCUCCGGCGAGGGAAGACAUAGCGAGGCUUGGGAACACCCGUCAUCCAUCCCGACCUCGAACGUGAUCAAACUCCCUUCCCCACAUAAAUCUCUUUUCUCCUUCAUUCGGGCCCUCCUCUUGACCCCUGCACCUCGACCGGCAGAAGCGCCAGAAGUUCCCGUAUCCCCCCACGAAUUCAUUGAAUCCCUCCAUGUUCCAAGAAUCUACAAGAGCUAUCUCCAAGAGAUGUCCGAUGUGUGCAGGGAUUACUUCUGGGUCUUCUGUCACCCGAACAACACCAUUUGGAUCCUCGCUGAAACGGAUGAGAACCGAGUUGAAAAACCCAAAGCCCCUAGCGGCAUGACUGGUGGCGUUGAAUUUGAAGCCAUCUGUUACUUUACUACGCACCUCAAGUUUAUCAACUCCAUAGCAACUUCCGUCGCGGAACUAAACAUGCCCAAGGAACAUGAGCUCUCUGCUUAUCGCUUCCACUGUGAUUUGUUCCUGUCUGGCCUUGAACGAAUCCUAUUGAUUUCACGCAAGGCCUCGACGACUUACUAUCCCACUCUUCACCUCGAAAUCUCGAGGUACAUUAACCAUGCGAUCAAGGCUGGCUUUGAACUUCCCUAUACCGUUUCCCGCUUGAUCGGGUUGCCUCCUCAGUCUGUCCUCAGGAAUCCUGGGGCAGGCACCAGUGCGUCUUCAGGGCGGUCGGCUGCUUCCUCUCGUCGUGGGCCCGCGCCCGAAAUGCCGACCACGCCUACCAGACAGCGCGGUCAAGGCCAACCCAUUCUCCCUUCCCCAAGGAAGGUAGACCCAAUCAAGUUUGACUAG
Messenger RNA from Coprinopsis cinerea okayama7#130, 1947 nucleotides. RefSeq lists its product as hypothetical. The transcript has 6 exons. Gene Ontology annotation, molecular function: actin binding; small GTPase binding. Lineage: Eukaryota; Fungi; Basidiomycota; Agaricomycetes; Agaricales; Psathyrellaceae. Gene Ontology annotation, biological process: actin cytoskeleton organization. The coding region runs from base 1 to 1947 and encodes 648 amino acids. The record is from RefSeq and is a predicted model, not a curated record.